Molecule: messenger RNA, 1400 nt
Organism: Physcomitrium patens
Lineage: Eukaryota; Viridiplantae; Streptophyta; Bryopsida; Funariales; Funariaceae
Product: protein NEOXANTHIN-DEFICIENT 1
Source: RefSeq, a predicted model, not a curated record
ACCUUUUCGUGUAAUGCCUUGCAUUCUCUUGAUUGGGUCUUGUGUUUUUGUUGGGGGGCAUGUUGCGAUUGGUAAUAGUUUUUGCUGCGAAGAGUUGCUUUAAUGGUCGCGCCUUUGCAGCAUUUUUUUGUGUGUGCAUGUGAGGAUUGAAGAAGUCUCUCGGUUUCAGUUGCAGUGUCUGUUUGAACCUGCUUUGAGGGUCUGAGGUGAAGUAUGUCGUCGAGCAGUAGUGCAGAGCUCCAACCUCGCAAAUACGCUGAUGGACCACCAUGGAUAUUUACUGGCAGGGCUCUCUAUCAACUACAUCUAGUCAAAGCUGAAGUUGCACGACGCAUCAUUCCAUCAGAACUUAAAGUCGUUCAAGCUUUCGGGUACACUUUGGGUGGCUUUUACUUGGCAAAGUAUGAUACGAGCCCUGCUGGUGUCUUUGAUGAGCUGGUGGUUCUAGCAGGCAUCGUCUGGAAUCCUCCUACAUCUUGCGCAUGGGCAGCAAGAGUUAUAGUGAACAGCAAAGAGGCUUGUGACCACGGAAUUGAGGAAGUUGGCCUCCCCAGUCGAACAGCUUUGUUUAAUUCAUCGAGAGUUUCCAAUGAGAAACGAGAAUCUCAGCGAUUGUGGUGGAACAUACUACCCAAAAUUGGUGGACGUAAUAAAGGUGAAGAAAGGUCAAGCGAUUGUUACCAUGCAGUGGAUAUUGUUGAAACAGAUGGAAGCUUUCGGAGGCCGCUCUGCAAUAUUGAACUCCUCAAUAAUUCAGCAGUUUUAGGCAUACAGGACAAGGGAUGGGUAGGUCCCUUAAUGAAGAUGUCUCUUCCCAGUUUCAGUGGAAAGACAAAGAAACAGCCAGAUCUUCUCAAGUACUCGUGCAGACUAAAUUGCAGAAUAAGACCCGUAUCUCCAGCACGAAUUUCUCCUCUGCAGUUGACUGCGGAAGAGGAGCCAAGAAGCACAGAAACACAAGACCUUGGCACUGACGUGAUGUCGGUGCUGAGUGGGAAGCCUAUUGUAGCUCUAGCAUUCGAGAACAUGGCAAUGUAUGUUGAUGCUCCCACAGUUGUAUUAGCAAGACAAGAACAUGCCAAGAUUAAGGAAGCCCACGGGCUGUUUAGUUGGUUCCCAAGAUUCAAAUCUCCAUCCGUUCCAGCUCCAUCAACAUAAUUGGCUUUGCAAUGUUUGUGAGGUUAUUACACAGUCAGCAUGCAACCUCUUCCCAAACUUAAGCAGAGGGCAAUCGUGCACAGAAGCCACGAAAUGAACAUUCAUUCUUGUGACUACUUUCAGAUCUUGUAGUUUUAUUGUGUGGACCGAUGUAUGCAUCCUACAAAUAGUUGUGGGGUGGUGCUACGUUUGGCACCCUUUUGCAUUACAAAAUGAUUUUAACCAGCUAUUAUUGCGCAAUA